AAUGUGUGUGUCAGCUCACCCAGAGUAGGGAGCGUCCGGCGACCGAGCCAUGACUGGCAGCCUCACAGACACACAGCAGUUUGGCAUUUGGAUCAUUCACACUUCCUGUUGGAUCAAUACGUUUGUUGUUGUUUUGAGCCUGCUGGGAAAAGGCCAGACCGAGUAAAACAACAUCUGUCACUGCCUCCUGGAACGCCUGAAACAUGGCUCACAUCCAGAGGGUGCAGAAGAAGGACCAGCACCAUGUCCCUGACCAUCUCCUCUUCCUCAUCUGCGUCCUCCUCCUCUCGAGAGCUCUCCUCCUGCUCCUCCAACUCCUCCUCCUCCAUCGUCCUCGCUCAGAGACACUCCAGCCUGGUGCAGCCGCUGUGUGUCAGCCCUGACAGGACUCAGAGUCCCAUCUACAAUCAACAGUAUUCAGGGAAUGGAGUGGCCCCUACUUUUGUUAAGAACCUCCAUGACGUGUCCACAGUGAACGGUCAGCUGGUGGUGCUGGAGUGUCAGACUGAGGGGAACACCCCCUCUGCAGGUCCAUGUGGUACAGAGAGGACGAGCAAGUGCUGGACUCGGAUGAUUUCAGGAUACUACGCAAGAAGGCCAGCUCUGCAUCAGUUGCCAGAGGAGCUGUGUACACUGGUGAUCACAGAGGCUUUUCCAGAAGACUCUGGCCUGUUUAAAUGUGUGGCCAUCAACUCCUUCGGCAUGGUCUCCUGCUCAGCAAUCCUGGAAGUUUACAAUGACCUGGAGGAGCAGCUGGAGAUCGAGGCCGUUCAUCAGCAGGAAGCAGUUUCUCUCCGACAGGAAAAGGAAGCCGUUUUCCAACAGGAGACUUCCUCCUUCAGAGAGAGCAGCGAUGACUUUCCGUCUGAGCUGCCUGACUCCAUGACCCUCCCCCCUCCUGAGUGGCCCGACAGCCCUCUGGAAGAUAACAUCCCUUAUGCAGAUUUUCCAGAGCCUCAGCCGGCCAACCACUCCUCUGAAGAACCCUUCGGUUACAGCGAGGAGGGAAGUGCGCUGAGCUCAGAGGGCCACAGGUCACCAGGAGUCACUGUCCGAGCCUGCACUCCCAGCCCUCCCCCUCCACCCUCACCACCACUACCACCAACCCAAGUCAAGGAGAACACCCAAACAACCAAGCUGUUCACCCCAAGCAAGCUCAGUUUCACUUCCUCCCAGUCAGGAGGUAACAACAUGAACCUGUCAGACCUGCCUACCUUCACUCCCAGCGUCUUCCCUCCCAGCGCCUUUAACUAUGAGCGACCGAGGCAUUUCAUCCAAUCACAGCCGGCCUUUCAGGCACCCAGCUAUGAAAGCGUUCUGAAAGAGGCCCAGGAGAACCAAACCAACUCCCAACAGAACCUCAACAGUUACCCAAAUAGUCCAAAUGCUACGGAGACACAGAGUCAAGCUAAAAUGACACAAAGUCAGUCUUUUUCUCAAACUCAGUCAGUGUCCAAGUCCUUGUCACAGACCAAGUCUCAGUUUCAGUCACUAAGCCUCAGUCAGAGCCAAGCCCAGAUCCAGACCCAGAUCCAGACCCAGACCCAGUCCAACGGCACAAGCAAGUCCUCUCCCUCCUCAUCAUGUCUCAGCUCUCCGAUCUCCACCUUGGCCUCCUCCUCUGCUGCCCCUCCUCAUUCCUCCACUGCCCGGUUGCUCAGUUCCUCUGCCACCACCACCCCCACCUCCCCAUUCCCUGGCCCCCUAUCCUCUCUCCCCCGCACCACCAUGCGUUCCACCAUCACCCUCACCCCCAGCAUCCCCAGCGCCACCGGUCUUGGUAGCGCCACCCUGCCGGCCAAUCAGGACACCAUGUCAGCACCUGCCGCCUACCUCUGCUCUGUGCUGCCCUCCCCGUCCGCCUUCUCCCCUUUUUCCUCCUCCAAGCUGUCUCCCAACUCCAACCUCUCCCACCCCUCCACCUCCCCCUCCCGCUCCCCACUCGCCCCCUCCAGUCCCCUCCUCCCCAUAAGGGCCUCCUCCUCUCCUUCCUCCCUCCCUCAGCAGCGUCUUCCAGUGUCACUCCCUUGCUCCCCUCUCUCUCCCUCCUCCUCCUCCUCUCUCUCACAGCCCAUUACUCCCAACGGUCAGAACAGAGUACCGCCUGCUGUGGUCUCCUUGCCUGCCAGCUACAAGGGACCGCCAAGCAUCCUUCCCAAGCCCAUUCUGAAGAAGUCUGUAGCUCCUCGGCCUUCUUCCUCUCGCUCCACAGAUGACGACAUCCAGGGCUCCAAAGACGCCCUCAUCCAGGAUCUGGAGAAGAAGCUGCGUUCAAAGGAGGCCAGGAGGAGUAACAGCCAGAAACUGUCCUAUGAGGAGCGUAUGGCUCGUAGGCUGCUGGGUCCAGACAACGCCAACUACAUGUUUGACCAAGACAGUCUCUCAGACUCACAACUCGACCAGCCAGAUUCACCAGAAGGAAGACACACGGGUGGACUAUGGGGGAGGCGCCACACAGGGACAGAUGAGAGGGGAAAUGAGGGCUCAGCUAUCCAGGAGAAAUGUUACGCUCCUCGCUUCCUGCAGAUCCCUUCAGACCUCACUGUAGAGGAGGGACGCUUCUGUAGGAUUGACUUCAAGGUGGGAGGCCUCCCUACACCAGACGUCUGCUGGUACCUGGACGGUAAAGCCAUUCGUCCAGACGACUACCAUAAGAUGUUGGUGUGUGAGAAAGGGAUGCACUCGUUUAUCAUAGAGAUCGUCACAGUGCACCACGCCGGCGUUUAUGAGUGUGUGGCCAGGAACCGAGCAGGGGAGAGCAAAUUUACCAUGAGGCUCGAUGUAAUAGCCCAAGAGGCUCUCCGUCCUCCCACCUUUGUCCAGAAGAUGUCGAACUCUAGAGCUCUAGAAGGCGACACUGUUCGGUUAGAGUGUAAAGUGGACGCUUCCCCUCCUCCACAGCUCCACUGGAAGAAAGAUAAAGACAUGCUGCGCAUUGACCCGAACAGAAUGAGUCUGUAUCAGGACGGUUCAGGCCGCCAGUGCUUGUUGCUAGAGAGGGUGAUGAAGUCUGAUGCCGGUUGGUACACCCUCUCUGCCAUCAACGAAGCCGGAAUGUCCACAUGCAACGCCAGGCUGGAUGUCGGCACUCGCACGGCGCCGGCCAUGAAGACGGCGCCCCCUGGCUCGAAGACGUUGAAGCUGCUGUCCUCUCUGAGCCACGUGCCCUCUCUGACCGUAGAGAGCCCGGCCCAGCACACCGCCCCGCUGUACGAGAGUGAAGAGCUGUAGACCCCCCUACUGAACCCAGUCAGAUAACCAUCACAUAUCUCAGAACUGUAAAGCUGGGCCGGAGCCUGUAUUAUCUGUCACCUCGAGGCAGAUGCGGUACAAAUCAUGCUCCGGUCCAGAUUAACAGCAUCGCAGCAGACCAGGACACAGAACACUUUUAAAGGCCGAUCCAGGUCAGGUCAAUUAAACAUAAAAGGCCGAUGAACGUCACAGUUUACUUUAAAAUUUCUUGAACAAUUUAAGUUGAUACAUUUUCAAGAUUAAGGUACAUUUACAGGGAACAUUUUUAAAUAAACUGCAAUAUGGUAUUUUUCUUCAAUUGGAAAAAGUUGAAACUCGUCAUGCUAACACGCUCAAAACAAGCCUUCCUCCAUCCAUUACAUGUUGAGGAAACAACAACCCGAAACAUGAGAAGCACUUUGUAGCUGCCUCCAGACAAACGUUUUCACAGUCAAGUGCCUUGAAGAGUUCAAAUAACGACACCUCAUACUGUCCAUCUGCUGCUGUUUGUCACCACUGUGCCUGUCCUCUGUCUGUCUGUCUGUUGUUUAAGGCUGCAGAGCUGAUGUUUGAUACAUGCCUAUAAGCCUCUCUUCAUCUGCUCUCAGUUAAAUGCUGCGUCUAGGUAUUAAUAGACCUGGAGUCAGACCUGCUGCCACUUUUAACCCAGAGGCCUACUACAACACUGCAACACAAAUACCCCUGUAGUCAAGUUUCCCCAUAGAGAGGUGACCACCAGGGAACCUUAUUUAAGAAAAAUCUGAACAGUGGUCAACGGUGAGAGACAGAUAAUUUUUUGAUCCCGUUUGAAUUGCGCCGUGAAUCACACAUUUGUCCAUUUUGUCAAGAAAGUCUCAGUUUGUUGUAAAACUGUUGAAGUAUCAGACUGUGAAAAUACGUAAUUAGAAAGACGACACACCCAAAAGUUGCCUAAGUGACGUCUCUCUCUCUCUGAAGCUACAAUGUCUGUGUGUUUCCUACUGGGAUGAACUAAAAAAAACAGGAGUUUCUGGAUAAAACACAUCAGGCGAGAUAAGGUUUCAUCUGUGCGUUGUCAUAGCUCAGUUAGCGUGUUAGUGACGUUUAGUGUGUGAGACGAGAGAUGUAGUUCACUGAGCGGUUUCACAUAAAACUAAAUGAUACUACAACAAACUGCGACUUUCUUGACUAGCAAAAUUAUGUUUUAAAUUGACAAACAUCAUGUGUGUGAUUCAUGGUGCAUUUAAAAAUGGGCUAAAAAAUUAUUUGUCUCUCGCCGUUGACUACUGUUCAUAUUUUUUCCAAAAUAAGGUCCCAUGGUGGUCCACCGGAAGGGGCAUCUUAAAACAAAUCUAUGAAUUCGACACUGGGAAAAGUGUUUUCCCACUCUCUUCCGUGGCCUAGGUUAGAAAACAGGAAGCAACCUAUAGGAGUCCAGUAGCCACAGUCCACUUUAAUCCUGACAACAUGUCUGCUGGUCGCUCUCUCUCAUCCAGCACCUGCUCUCCUGUCCUCCAGCUCGUAGCCGAAUGAAGCUCCAUUAACUGAAGAGGAAGCUCAGAUCGGUCACUCUCUUCAGACUCUCUGCUGUGGUAUAAAUUCAGUGUAAUAUGUGUUUUUAAAGUUGGUUUCUAAUAUACAGUGUAUGUGAAUGAAGCUAUUUAUUUGAACUGGAGUUAAUAGUUAUCAGUGUUGGGACUUGAAGUUGCCCCCUCUCUUGGCCUGCGACCAGAGGUGUAUCAUAUCAACGAGUGUUGGUCAAAGAGCAACAGGCUGCCAUUCUGAUACCCACUGAGCACAAAACCUCAUCUGCACUCAUCAGAACUAACUCAAGUCUACAUUUGAUCACAUCUGCAGUGCAGAUAAGACAUGUUUUUAACAGUAUACUCAAGAGGAAAAAAAAAUCUGUUUCUUUCUCCUUCUGUAUGUUCAGGUGAUAAAUAGGUAUCAGUAAAUCAGCCUGUGCCCAGAUUUGCCAAACUCUCCAUUAUGACCAGAGCCUUACAUAGAAAGAUCCAUCAAUAAGAGGCUGGGUUCACCUGCUUACCUUGGAGCUGCUCAUUGUUACUGCUAGCCAGGAAGAAAAAAUGCUAUUUUUGGCUGGAUCUGCAUGCAAACAGAAAAUGUCGUAUUUAACUCUGUAUGGCCACAGUUCAGUCUGCUCAUCGGCAGGAGUCCCUUUCAAAAUGCCCGUAAAAUCACAGAUUGAUGUCUCAAGAUGAAAACUGCCUUUUCUGCUUCAAAUGCAGCGUAGUUGGGCUGCAUUUAAACAUUUAAACAUAUAAGCUGCCUUUCGCUAAGAAGAACUAGAUAAAGGAUGUUUUCAGUUUGUCAUGAUGUUUGGAUCAGAGGGUUAAACAUUAGAUUUGCUUCUUAAAGCAUUAAAAUCGUUUUGGUAAGUUCGGCCCUUUCUGUUGAGAUUUGAAACUGCAGGUAGUCGUGUGUGUAUUCUCCUUCAGUAUUGUUUGUUGUGUAAGUUCUACAUAUCACUGGAUGAAUGAGGAAUAAAGUUAUGUGACCUUA
This is a messenger RNA of Sebastes umbrosus (honeycomb rockfish), 5733 nucleotides long. RefSeq names its product myotilin (gene myot). The transcript has 18 exons. Gene Ontology annotation, molecular function: cell-cell adhesion mediator activity. Gene Ontology annotation, cellular component: plasma membrane; axon. Gene Ontology annotation, biological process: dendrite self-avoidance; axon guidance; homophilic cell-cell adhesion. Lineage: Eukaryota; Metazoa; Chordata; Actinopteri; Perciformes; Sebastidae. The coding region runs from base 244 to 3231 and encodes 995 amino acids. The record is from RefSeq and is a predicted model, not a curated record.